Numida meleagris (helmeted guineafowl) is the source of this 2468-nucleotide messenger RNA. RefSeq names its product la-related protein 6-like. Gene Ontology annotation, molecular function: mRNA binding. Gene Ontology annotation, cellular component: nucleus. The record is from RefSeq and is a predicted model, not a curated record. The transcript is spliced from 4 exons. The coding region runs from base 718 to 2016 and encodes 432 amino acids. Gene Ontology annotation, biological process: RNA processing. Lineage: Eukaryota; Metazoa; Chordata; Aves; Galliformes; Numididae.
CCCAUCCCAUCCCAUCCCAUCCCAUCCCAUAGCCACAGGGUGCAUCAGCUGAACCCCAAGGGCUGAAGGUCAUCUUUUGUCCCAGCAAAAGAUGGGCAGCCCCCAUCAAGGGUUUAAGCCAUAGGAAUAUUUAUUUCAUCCCCAGCCUCCAUCCCCAUCCCUUACUGAAGCCAUGGGCCAUCCUGCCCCACAGUGUCACCCCUCUGGGGGGUGCCUGCCCUGAGCUUUUCCCCUUUUUUUAGGGCUCUUGUGUUUCCUCCCAUCAAGAUGGGGCCAUGCAGGAACAAGGACUUUGCUGUCACCCUGACAGCAUGAGAUGAACGCUGCCUGGGACCAAACGCUCCUGAUGUGAUUGUCACUGCCCUUGUACAAGGCAGGGAAAGGGAGGCAGAGAUGCCCCUGGCAGCGAUGUCCUGCUGCCUGCCCCAGCCCAGCACCUGCAGCCAGGGCUCAGCUGGGGCUGCUUAACACACUGACACGCUCCAGCUGGAGCUGGUGGGGCUUGGGGCAGGGCUCAGCACUGGGCCCCUUCCGGGCUCUUAUAAACCAGCAACCUGAGAGCCCUCAGGGCUUUGUCUCCCUUUUUCCUUUCUUUUCCCUCUGUCUUCCAGGAGCCUUAGGUUGGAGGUGAGAGGGUUGGGGUCUGCUCCCUGCAGCUCUAGGAUGUAGUGCCAGGAUCUCCCACGCUUCCCAGCACUGCCACGCAGAUGAAGGACCAUGUCAUCGCGUAGCUCCGUGGUGGCCUUGGGGCUCGGUUCCCAGCCCAGCUCCAGCAUCCCACCGUCUGUGCAAAGAAAUUCCUUCCCUGGGCUGCACUUCCCGUCGCAGAGCUGCUUGCUCAGCCAGGACAGCUUCUUUGAGAGCUUCAAUGGGAGUUUCUGUGAUGCGAGUGAUGCUGUGGGUGCAGAACUAUUCAACUGCAGCUACUCCGUCCCCGACCCACAGCUGGUCCGCAGGAUCGUGUCCCAGGUGGAGUUCUACCUCUCUGAUGAGAACCUGGCCAAGGACGCCUUCCUCCUGAAGCACGUCCAGAAGAACAAGUUGGGUUUUGUCAGCAUCAAGCUGCUGACAUCCUUCAAGAAGGUGAAGUACCUGACCCGUGACUGGCGCCUCACGCUCUAUGCCCUGCGCUUCUCCGAGUUGCUGGAGGUCAACCAGGAGGGCACCAAAGUGCGGCGUCGCGUCCCCAUCCCCGACUCGCUGCUCAGCAUCCCCCCCAGCAAACUGCUGCUGGCCUGGGACCCGCAGCCCCCGGAGCCGGGCACGCCGCCACCGCUCCAGAAGAAUUUCAUUGAGACCAUCACGCAGAUGUUCAGCCCCUUCGGGGCCAUCGCCUCCAUCCGCAUCCUCCGGCCGGGCCGCAAGCUGCCGUCGGACGUUCGGAAAUACGCGACGCGCUUCCCCGAGCUGCUGAGCCGCUGCUGCGCGCUGGUGGAGUACGAGAGCCUGGAGAGCGCGCGCAGGGCCUGCGAGGAGCUGGGCCGGCCCUGCUCCCGUGGCAUCUGCGUGGUGAGGCUCUCGGGGAAGGGAUCCAAGAAGAGGAGCGGGGCUGAGCGGGAGGAGCUGGUGGAGACGCUGGGAUGGAAGGCGCGGGCCGAGGCCUUCCCCUACGGCCUUGGGGAUUCGCUGUUCUGCAGCUCCCCGGAGUCGGACGCGGCCUCGCCGCCGCUGCUCUCGGCGCUCACUUGGCCCCAUGGCCACGACUUCCAGCCCGGCUCCUUCAGCAGCGCCUUCGCUGGGUCGCUCCUGGCCAACACGGCCUUCCCUCCGCUCACUGCAGAGCUGGGAUUCAGCCUCAGCGCCAGCCCCAAGAGCCCUGAUUUGGGCUGGGGGAGCACGUGGGCCCCCUGGCACAGCAGCUUGGCCCCCAGCCCCUCUCUGGAUGCCACAUCCCCUCCCAGAACCCCCGUGGCUGUGAAACCCAAGUCCCGUGUGCUGCGCCUGCCCCAUGGGCCUGAUGGCACCAAGGGCUUCUAUAACAGCAUUGGGAGAGGGAAGCUUGUCCUCGGGCACUAAGGCUCCUUUACGUUUGGGUUAUGGGAUUUUUUUUAUUUUAUUUUUUUUUAUUUUCCUUCUUUUCUCGAGCAGAACAUGUCUUUGUGGCCUAUAGAGGCGCUGCCACUGCAUGUGGUUCUGUUUCGGAGUGAGGAUGCUCAGGGCAGGGGCAGCACCCAAAGCUUUUUUGGUGCCUGAGCCAUCCUCACUGCCCCUACUGGGGUUUGUGCUCGGGUGACGGUCACUGGUUCUGCUGGGAUCCGGGAUGGGUUUGGGAUCUGGUUCUGCUGGGACCCCAUCGCUCCCCCGUGCUCCGGGGAUGGUGAUGAUGGGGACACCAAGAGCUCGAGUAUGGCGGAGUGGUGGCACCGCGGCCCCAAGAUGCUGUGUUGGCUGCAUUGGUAUGAAGUUGAGGAGCUCAGAUAUGGAAUGCUGAAUAAAGAGAGGUGAUGUUUUCAUGCAGUUUCUAGCCG